GGGUCCUUAGGCAGCCAUCAUAUGGAGUAAAGAACUACAACUCAUAAAAGGUCAGGAUGAUCAAGAAUAUACUAAAUAAGAUCGUCGGUGCCAAGUACAUAGGUAUUGUAAGGACAUGGGUACCAAAUAUGGUCACCUGGGGAACAGUGGGCGGCGUGGCGCUCAUUCACUUCACCGACUGGCGACUAGUGCUAGACUACGUGCCAUACAUUAAAGGGAAGUUCGUCAAGGAUGAGUAAAGUCUCACGCAACUAAAUUGACCAGAGCUUGGGGAUGUGUGUGCCGGUGGAUUGCUUACACAACGCGAGGUUAAGUGGGAUGAUGCCUUGGCUCAACAAUCAGUCGCUGAGGACUUGUGAGAAGUUUGGACUUCGGGAUGCACUCUGUACAAAUGCUGUGUUUGAUGCAUUAUUAUUUAAUGUGAAUAAAUCUGUAAUUUACCCAAUGUGUCCAGUUAUUCUGUAAAAUUUCAACCAUUAAAAUAUUUUGUUUAAACUG
Messenger RNA from Thunnus maccoyii (southern bluefin tuna), 498 nucleotides. RefSeq names its product cytochrome b-c1 complex subunit 10-like. The transcript has 3 exons. Gene Ontology annotation, cellular component: mitochondrial inner membrane. The record is from RefSeq and is a predicted model, not a curated record. Lineage: Eukaryota; Metazoa; Chordata; Actinopteri; Scombriformes; Scombridae. Bases 57 to 239 code for a protein of 60 amino acids. Gene Ontology annotation, biological process: mitochondrial electron transport, ubiquinol to cytochrome c.